AUGAUCUUAAGAGGUGUUCCUUUACAUCUCUGGAAUGCUACUGGUUUUUCAAAGAUUGCUAGUCUUGUGGGGAAACUUAUCAUGACAGAUGCCCCAACUGCAAUGAAGACAAGAAUGUCUUUUGCAAGAAUCUGUGUAGAGAUUGAUGCUGAGCGUAAAUAUCCAACAAAGCUGCCUUUCCGAAUAGAUGAUAAGAAGUAUAAAGUGAGAGCAGAAUACUCCUGGAAACCAUCCUCAUGUUGUCAUUGUAAAAGCUUUGGUCAUUUGAGUCAUAAUUGCGGCUCUAACUCAAAGCCUAAGCAUACAAAAAACCGGGUUCAUAUGCCUAUUGCACCUUCAACGGCAGGUGAACCAAAUCCUAUUAUGAAUGAAACAUCUCAAGAUUAUGAAAUUAGAGUAGAAGAUGGUAAUGUAGAUGGAGGGAAAAUGUCUAUGGCAAUUCUGGCUCCUAAGGUAACAACUGAAACAGAAGUAGUGGCGAGUCAGAGUCGGUUGGAUGCAGUUGAUUCUACAAAGCAGUGGACAACCUACACCAAUAGAAAGAAGAUUGCAGGUAGAAAGCAAGAUACAAUGCAAGUUCCUACUUGCAGCCCAAAUUCUUUUGAAGCUUUGUCUGAAGAAUAUGAAAGUGUAAGGGAAGAAGAUAUACCAAACAACAUCUUUAAUUCUGAACUGCCUUUUGCAAAGUGA
Papaver somniferum (opium poppy) is the source of this 690-nucleotide messenger RNA. RefSeq lists its product as uncharacterized. The record is from RefSeq and is a predicted model, not a curated record. Lineage: Eukaryota; Viridiplantae; Streptophyta; Magnoliopsida; Ranunculales; Papaveraceae. The coding region runs from base 1 to 690 and encodes 229 amino acids. The transcript has a single exon.